AUGGAAAGAAGUGUUUUGGCGGAGCCGAGGCACGUUCAGUGGGCUUCUGAACUGCACUCGGAAUACCGCAGCACUUACAAAUGGCACGAGCACAAAGAGCAGCAGCAGCAGGGCGUGGUGAAGCAGCCGGCUCCUGCCCCCACGCCACCAUCUGUGCUGCCCAUACAAAGAGGGCCGAUGGAGCCAGCGAUUCCUCGUCGCAAGAAGUACCCCGGUGUGGCGUAUAAAACGAAUGAAUUGUUCGACCCCGCUCCGGCUGAUGACAUAAGGCCACAACAGGCUUCUGCUUUUGACCGUGCGAGGAGUGCGCAAAGGAACGACAACGAUCGCGCUGGGCGUCGCAGCAAGUCGGAGGGACCGCGCCAACCACGCUGGACCGACACUGUGGAACCUAAGGCAACAACCGCGUUAGGUGACGUGAUGACAGUCAAGGAGCCGGAGAUCGCGAGCACAGAGUACCGCAACCAGUACGCGUGGCCGAAAGACAACACCGACUCCGUGCCCAGGAAGAGCAUCUCGAUGGGAGCGCUCAAGAAGGCUGCAGCUGCCGAAGGGUUAGUUGAAGCUGAACCCUUGAUGAACCACGUCGAUGGAGACCAUGACGAUCACAAGCGAUACAUCGAAGACUAUCUCUGGAAUGGGCAGAAACCUGGAGUCCAGAGAAAAUCGACGUUCCGUAACGCGCUAUCGGCCCUCAUAUCCAACGGGGAGGAUCGUUCCAAAGAUAAUAGGAAACGUUACAAAAGCGAGUACAAAAAGAAAUUUAGACCGUUCUCUCAAUACGUGUACGAGGCGUCUAAAGGGACAUUUACGAAAUGCAGGGGGAAAGGGAAGUCGAAUGAGGAGGCGAGCGAGAGGAUGCUGGGGGAUUCUGGGCGAGGGGACACGGGGUCAGGGGCGGUAGGGGGUGCGGGGAUUGACGGCGGGGAGGACAGUGCCACGACGCUUCGCGCGGCGGGCCUGCAACCGCUCAGCCUGGCCCAAGGCGACUCCUGGUAUCGUGAGGUGCUGGACCUGCGUAAGCGCGCCGGCGAAUAUAAGUACCGCGGCUGGGGGACUGAAAUGGCGCCAGAACACAUCACACAGCUUUACAAUAAGCAGAUCGAGCUCUGGUACCAAGUGUCCCGCCGAUCCUCGUUGUCGGCAUUAUCACUAGCUUCCACCAAUCACAAAGUGCUGCCACGUGAUGAGAAAGACGGUAAAGAAUCUAAGGGACAUUCACCAAAGAAGUACCGGUCGUUUCGGUCAGCGCCCCACCAAUCGAUCCACGCUAAGCUGCAGGAGACGAAGGCCCUAGAACGUUCCCCUCACAAGACCUCGCCCCAGAAGCAGAGGAAGAAGCUGCAGGGACAGAGCUUUGAUGAAGGCGCUACUCAUGAUGGAGCGAAAACUGGCGAAAACGCAGCAUUCCGGUCUCCCCGACGGCGACCGCGCUCCGCCGACCCUGCGCCGGCCGCUGCUCAUGCCAAACAUCUCGUCAACGGACAUGAACCGCACCCGGCUCCUAUCAAACCAACUGACGACGAGAUCCACGCACACCGCAGCGCUUCGGUAGCCAAGGAUCACUUCUUCGAUGACUCUCCCGUGGUAAAAUCACCCCCGGAACCGACCAGGGUCAAGUCUCCCGAGCAGAUGAACAUGAGGUCUCCGGAUCCUGUUAAUUGGACGGUCCCUCUUGACACUGGGAAGACCUUCACCGUCACACAGAACGUGAAAAGCGAUGAGAGCAUUAAGCGCCCUAGCUCUGAGUUUAAGGGUGGCUCCGUAGCCGAAGAAGCCACCGUGAAGCCGGCAGAAAUCGCUCCAAUUCAUCAUCAGCAAAUGUCACCAAUACGCUCGCUGAAAAAGAGCGAAUCGCCCACAAGCUUGAGCAAGCGUACUGACAAGACACCUACCACACCGACUAGCCUCACUCCCAUUGAUGAGACUAAGGCCUUAGACAUGAAUAAAGUUAACGGCGUUAAUGGAGUCAAUGGCAUCAACAGCAAUGAGCUCACUCCUGAAACUCCUACCCAAGAACCGCUGAAGGAGAAAGAAGUGAUCAAAAAGUCGACUGAAGCGACUCAGAUUGCACCUGGAGUGGUUGAUACUAAUGUGGUAAAUGAAACACCUGCUACUGGUGGUCUAACUGCUGCGGAGAUAUUAGAUAGAGCUCGUACUAGGUUUGAUAAGUUCUGGGGGAAAAAGGAAGAAGACAACGUUUAG
Arctia plantaginis is the source of this 2205-nucleotide messenger RNA. The record is from the annotation of a GenBank genome assembly. Lineage: Eukaryota; Metazoa; Arthropoda; Insecta; Lepidoptera; Erebidae.